Molecule: messenger RNA, 210 nt
Organism: Punctularia strigosozonata HHB-11173 SS5
Lineage: Eukaryota; Fungi; Basidiomycota; Agaricomycetes; Corticiales; Punctulariaceae
Exons: 3
Coding region: 1-210 (69 amino acids)
Source: RefSeq, a predicted model, not a curated record
AUGUCUACCUCUGGCACCCAAUCUCCUCCUCUCGAGGCCACUGGCGAGCAAACCAUCCUUGGCGUCAGCUCGAUUGACGGUAACAAGCCCGAGGUCGUAUCUGAUUCCCAACAAAGGCAUGACUACAUGAAAGAGCCCAAGAAGACUCAAGGGACCGGCAGCCAGGCUAAGAGUCAAAUCAUGUCUGAAGAGCGACCUCACCAAUCAUAA